AUGAUCGUAUACGCCUUCCCCUCCAUCUCGCACGAGGAAAUGGGAAGGGAACAUGAGUACAUCAAUGCGUUGGCCGAUCACCAUGGUCAAGCGACCAUGUAUGAGAUUGGCUUCCUUUGGGUCGCGCCCGAGAUGGCCGUUCUUCUCGCCCAAGACUACGAUAUGCAGAAUAUUGUUGCCGCCAUAAUCUCCCCACUUACAUGUUGGAGGAUAAUGCCUCAUCAAACGUUCUCGGUUAUCAUCUUUUGGGACGAAGAAGAAAAUCUUAGGGCCUAUAUCCCCGACCCCCAAAGCAUGAACGGCGACGACCCGGGUUAUAUCGAGGCAACAAACCUUUCGGAAGUAUUCCCGACUUGCAAACAAACUCUUAGCAGCGCAUCCCAACAGGAAAGGAACCUAGGGACCACGUUGUUCGGCUAUCAAAAUGCGUCUGCAGGAGCCGAUGACCGAGCCAAUAUUGGUGCCGACGAUUUUUUCACUGAUGGCCACCACAUGAAGAGAGUACAGAGCUUCUUCAGCACCAUACGACGACCGCAUCAGAGGCGAGUCAAGAUUGCUGUCCUUGACACUGGUCUUGAUAUCAACCAUCCACUCCUGCAGAAAUUCGUUCGAAGCAAACAAAUAGGAGAGGAGCUCGGCCGUGACUUUACAAUGCAUCCCCUUGGUGAACCGGAUUUGAAAGACAACACCGGCCAUGGGACAGCCUGCACCCAUUUACUCCUCAAGACUUGCCCUACGGCGGUUGUUUACACCGCAAAGAUAUCAAAUCAAUCAACAUUUGAUGAAAAGACAGCAGAAAGAAUUUCCGAGGCAAUUCAAACCGCCAUUACAGAGUGGGAAGUUGACAUUAUAUCAAUGUCCCUCUCUUAUGAAUUCGAGGUAGAAAUCAUCGAUGAAGCUCUUAAGAAUCGUCAGAGGGAUAAAAAGAGACCGGUAUUAUUCUUUGCCGCUUCAGGCAACUUUGGUAAAGAUAAAGGUGAACACUCGGCUGGGUUUCCAGCCCGCCAUGAAAACGUGAUUUGCGCAAGUUCGUCCACAUAUGAAGGAAACAAAUCAGAUUUCAACCAGGGACCUGAUGAUAUGAAUAGAUGGAAGAACUUCAGUAUUAUUGGAGAGAAUCUCUGCGUUGCUUUCUCCGCCGAAUUAAAUCGCGGAAACUAUGAGAAGCGUGUGAGUGGCACAUCAAUGGCAACGCCCAUCAUGGCUGGCAUAGCUGCUUUGGUGCUUGAAUUUUGCAACAUUUGGAAAGAACGCGGUGGGAGACCUACGUUGGAAAAGGCUGCCACAAUGCAGGGGAUGCUGCAAAUAUUCCGUGGGUGUAUGCUAUCAAAUAGCAAUUCCUCAUCUCAGCAGGGUCACCUCAAUCUUGUUCCGUGGUAUCUCUUUGAUGGCAGUUCAUACACACGCGAUUAUGCAUCAGUAGGGAACCACAUUGCGGAGGCGCUGCGGCGUCUUUGA
Messenger RNA from Metarhizium brunneum ARSEF 3297, 1458 nucleotides. Its product is annotated as M-protease. Gene Ontology annotation, molecular function: serine-type endopeptidase activity; DNA binding. The record is from RefSeq and is a predicted model, not a curated record. Gene Ontology annotation, biological process: proteolysis. NCBI's taxonomy places the organism in Eukaryota, Fungi, Ascomycota, Sordariomycetes, Hypocreales, Clavicipitaceae.